Molecule: messenger RNA, 1474 nt
Organism: Myotis myotis
Lineage: Eukaryota; Metazoa; Chordata; Mammalia; Chiroptera; Vespertilionidae
Gene: PIGF
Product: phosphatidylinositol glycan anchor biosynthesis class F
Exons: 8
Coding region: 600-1283 (227 amino acids)
Biological process (GO): GPI anchor biosynthetic process
Cellular component (GO): endoplasmic reticulum membrane
Source: RefSeq, a predicted model, not a curated record
CGGGCCCCGGGUGGGCUUGGGGGCGGAAGGUCAACCUGAGGUGGGAGAAGGAAGCCAGCUUUGCCCUGGUUUCAACUUCGUUCAGGAAAAGGAAAGGGAAAGUGAUGAAUGGACAGUGUGAGCGACGGGGCGGAAAAUGUGAAUGAGCCUCCGAGCUUCUUCCAGCUACAUUGCAGGAUCUGCGGGAAACUGGGCGCUCCACUUAAUUCGAGUAUUGCCAUCCCUACGCCCAGCUGUCACAAACGUGACUCACAAAUCCAUGGAGGGGUGUUUGUCGCCCACUCUUUGCCUGCACUGUACACGGAAGGGCACCCGCUCUAGAAAUGGACGAAAGGGUAGAAGCUUCCUAGUUGAGGCCUUGUGACGCUGCCAGGACUCUUUCCCGCUGGCCUCCUAGAAACCUGUCAUCAUUCACAAACUUCUGUGUUAGCACCUUGGCCCAGAAUGGGUGCUCAGAAAACGAGUGUUAAAUGAAUUGGUGAGUCGCCUGAGACCUGAAUCACUGCCACAGAAGCAUCCCUGGCCCAGAUCAGAAUGGAAGCACUGGGGCUCCAAGUUUAAGUUGAAUUCAAUACUCUGAAGACUCUAAGGAACCAUCAAUGACAGCCACUCAAGGAAACACCAUGAAAAAUGCUGAUAUCAAGAGACUACUGUAUACCCAUCUUUUAUGCAUAUUCUCAAUUAUCCUAAGCAUCUUCAUUCCAUCAUUCUUCUUGGAGAACUUCUCAGUAUUGGAAACUCACUUGAUGUGGUUGUGCAUCUGUUCUGUUUUUGUAACUGCCGUCAAUCUAGUAUUAUAUGUAGUGGUAAAACCAAAUGCAUCCAGUAAAAGAAGUUCAUUAUCAUACAAGGUAACCAGAUUUUUGAAAUGCUGUUUCUACUUUCUUAUGUCUUGUUUCGUCUUUCAUGUAAUUUUUGUUCUAUAUGGAGCACCAUUAAUAGAGCUGGUGUUGGAAACAUUUUUAUUUGCAGUGAUCUUGUCUACUUUUACUACAGUACCUUGUUUGUGUUUGUUAGGACCAAACCUCAAAGCAUGGCUAAGAGUUUUCAGUAGAAAUGGAGUUACGUCCGUUUGGGAGAAUAGUCUCCAGAUCACCACAAUUUCUAGUUUUCUAGGAACAUGGCUUGGAGCCUUUCCUAUUCCACUCGAUUGGGAAAGGCCAUGGCAGGUGUGGCCCAUCUCCUGCACGCUCGGAGCAACCUUUGGCUAUGUGGCUGGCCUCAUUAUUUCACCGCUCUGGAUAUACUGGAACAGAAAGCAGCUUACAUACAAGAACAAUUAAGUGGAACAAAGGAAGAUUUUUUUUGUGUGCAGAUUCCAUAAAGACUGUGCAGAAAUGUAUAUGGUCUAAGCCAGGCAGUCCCAUUUACAGCACUGUUUUUUAUGUAGUUACAUGAUGUGAUUGUAGCUUUUUAAACUAUGAAACCCCUGAGAGAUUGUACCUUCUAGUUGAAAUAAAGUAUUUAUAAUAGA